AUGCGGCGGCUAAAGCCUUGCGAUGCCAUUUCUCUCGCCCUAAUCGCAUGGACUGUCAGUGUCUUCGCAGCCGCAGCCGCACCACCACAACCAUCCCGUGCUUCCGAUGCACUCGCCGUCAUAUCUCAGAGUCAAAACGCCGUUGCGACAACCACCCCGCCUUCAGCUUUCGAUGUGAUCGCGAGUUCGGCGUAUACGACUCUUGGAGCUAGCGGUGUUGCGAUCGCGCCUAGAUCGAUCGAUGAUUGGGAACUAGAUGACAUUGUGUUGAUUUCGACAGUGGAGGGUGGACUAUAUGCAUUGGAUCGGCAGAGUGGGCGGACGAGGUGGAUAUUGGAGGGUGCCGGGGCUGCUGUGAGGAGUACGGAUGUUGGGGAGAUCAUGGCUAUGCCGACUGGUGUCAACACCAAUACCUCACCCGACUCUGGUUCGGGAACAUACGUCGAUCCAGCAGAUGGAACAGCAUACAUUGUCGAACCACAACGCGACGGUCAUUUAUAUAUCUUCACACCCAACUCAGGCCUCCAGAAACUUCCUCUCGGCAUUAAGCAGCUCGUGGACGCAUCACCCUUCCGCGUACCGGGCGACGAUAAGGUCUAUGUUGGUCGCAGGGAAACGACUCUUUACUCUAUCGAUGCCCGGACGGGUGUUCUGUUACAGGCUUUUGGACCGCAGGGGAGCAUGGAUGCAAGUGCUGCGAAAUGCAAACCAAGGGAUUUGUUGGACAUGGAUGAGCUCGAUGACGAAGACGAGGAAUGUGAAGCAUAUGAUCUGAAGACGAAGGAUGUCUUGAGUGUGGGUAGGACGGAUUACUCCUUAACCAUCCAUUCCGGUCCACGAACCGUCUGGAACGUAACGUUCUCAGAGUGGGGUCCCAACACAGUCGACGUCGAUUUAGGCUCCCAAUACGAAAAAACUCCAGACGGAAAAUACAUCUCCCCCAUGCACGACGGCCGAAUCCUCGCACACGACACAAACUCCAAUCGAGCAUCCUGGUUCCGCAUGCUUGACUCCCCGACAAUUCGCAUCUUCGACAUCCUACGUCCCGCUCUAACUGACCGCCCUAGUCAGUUGGUGAUGGUGCCGCAGCCGAUUGAUCCGGAGUUUCGGACGGGUACGAGGGAGGGCGUGCAGGUGACUGGUGCGACGUUCGUGAAUACUACGGAGAGUGGGGGGUGGUAUGCCAUGAGUGAGGAGAAUUACCCACUUGUUGGACAGGCACCCAGAGCUAAAUGGUACUCUUUCGGACACUUUGGCGGGGUGGAAUGGAAAGACAAGAUCGUCGGCGUACACCUCCUCGCCUCAUCCACCCACGGCUCACCCCUCAGCAUCGGACAGGGUGCUGGCAACGGUGGAAUCAAGACGAUAGAUGGCCGUAAAGAGGGGGAGAAAGAGAUUAUCUAUGUGGAGAGGAAGGGAGUGCUCAAUUGGAAGGUUGUGUGGGCGGCGUUUGGGGUUAUGAUGUUGGUGCUGCAGAGGAGGAGGAAGAUUGAUGUUAAGGCGUUGUUGGCGGUGAGGGAUAUGGUCCGGUAUAGGGCGCAGCGGCACGGGAUGAUUGAGGAUAAGCCGGCGGCUGUGGAUACGGUGCCGGAGAUGCUUAAGGUGAAUGCAGCGGUGGAGGGUACUCUGGCGUUACUGGAAACUCAGGAAGCGGAGGUGGGUGAUGCUGCUCCUUCGCCGGUGGUAACACCACCUGCUGCCGAAGAAGGCGAAGCGGCGACUCCUGCGACACCCAAGCCGAAGAGAAAGCGCGGUCAGAGGGGCGGGAAGAAGAAGAAGCAGGCUGGCGAGGAUGGAGCUACUCUCGAAACGAAUGGCGAUAAAGUUGAUGGUGCGCGUGAAGCGGAGAAUGGCGGUGCUGGGGUUGUGUUGGCGGAAGAGAUACCACUUAACGGUGCAGUGGGGUCGGUAGACAAAGUGACCAUUGCCGACUCUGUAUUCCCGUUGCAGAUCAACUCCUUGGUUAUUACUGACAAGAUUCUGGGUUAUGGAAGUCAUGGUACGAUCGUCUACGCCGGUACUUUUGAGAACCGAGAUGUUGCUGUGAAGCGCAUGUUACUCGAUUUCUAUGACGUUGCAUCACAUGAGGUGUCAUUACUGCAGGAAAGCGAUGACCACCCCAACGUCAUUCGAUAUUUCUGUAAGCAGCAGAGUGAGCGGUUCUUGUACAUCGCACUGGAACUAUGUCCGGCUUCGUUGCAGGACGUUAUUGAUCGCUCGCCGGCGUUUCCGGAAUUGGUUAGUAUGAUGAAGCCUCAGCAGGUGUUGAAGCAGAUUGCGGCUGGUGUACAGUAUCUUCAUUCUCUGAAGAUCGUACAUCGCGAUUUGAAGCCGCAGAAUAUCUUGGUGGCUCCGCCGAGGCGGUCAGUACGGGAUAAUCAGAUGUCAUCGAAAUCGCAUUUUAGUGUCGGACAAGCCCGUGUGCUCAUUUCCGAUUUCGGGCUGUGUAAGAAGCUCGAGGGUGAUCAGAGUAGUUUCCGUGCGACGACGGCGAAUGCGGCGGGGACUUCGGGAUGGCGUGCACCGGAGCUACUUGUCGAGGAUAGUGACAGUAACUCGAUACCUGCUGUGAGUCAAUAUUCCCAGAAUUCUGAGACUGUGGUGAUGGAUACGCUGUCAAAUAGGCGAGUGACGAGAUCGAUCGAUAUCUUUUCUAUGGGAUGCGUGUUCUAUUACGUGUUGUCGAAUGGAGCACAUCCUUUUGGUGACCGGUACAUGCGAGAAGGGAACAUCAUCAAGGGCCAGUAUCGGUUGGAUCAUCUGGAUGGGAUGGGUGAGGAGGGUAUUGAGGCGAAGGAUCUUAUUUCGAGAAUGAUCUCUCCUGACCCCCGGAGAAGACCAGAUGCCACCAACGUCCUUCUACAUCCUUAUUUCUGGGAUGCUGAGCGACGGCUGGCAUUCCUUCUAGAGGCUUCUGAUCGGUUCGAUAUCGAGCAGCGUGAUCCCCCAUCGGAGUUGUUGGUUGACUUGGAGUCCGAGGCGCCUACAAUCGUCGGACCAGACUGGCAUAAGCGAUUGGAUAAGAACUUCAUCGACAACCUUGGCAAAUACCGUAAAUACGACGGCGCCAAAAUCAUGGAUCUACUCCGCGCAUUACGAAACAAGAAGCACCACUACCAAGAUCUGCCAGCGAACGUCCAAUCUGCGCUCGGUGAAGUCCCAGACGGCUUCUUGGCAUACUUCACGCACCGUUUCUCAUUACUCUUUUUGCAUGUUUAUUAUGUGAUCAAGGCUUGUGAGGAGGUUAGGACUGAACCUGUUUUCAGGCGUUACUUUGAGGCAUAA
Saitoella complicata NRRL Y-17804 is the source of this 3285-nucleotide messenger RNA. RefSeq lists its product as uncharacterized. The transcript has a single exon. Gene Ontology annotation, molecular function: RNA endonuclease activity; ATP binding; protein serine/threonine kinase activity. The record is from RefSeq and is a predicted model, not a curated record. Gene Ontology annotation, cellular component: IRE1-TRAF2-ASK1 complex. The coding region runs from base 1 to 3285 and encodes 1094 amino acids. Gene Ontology annotation, biological process: IRE1-mediated unfolded protein response; protein phosphorylation; intrinsic apoptotic signaling pathway in response to endoplasmic reticulum stress. Lineage: Eukaryota; Fungi; Ascomycota; Saitoellomycetes; Saitoellales; Saitoellaceae.